This is a messenger RNA of Alexandromys fortis (reed vole), 3939 nucleotides long. It is a transcript of the gene Tmem65, whose product is annotated as transmembrane protein 65. The record is from RefSeq and is a predicted model, not a curated record. Gene Ontology annotation, biological process: cardiac ventricle development; regulation of cardiac conduction. The transcript has 8 exons. Bases 439 to 1224 code for a protein of 261 amino acids. NCBI's taxonomy places the organism in Eukaryota, Metazoa, Chordata, Mammalia, Rodentia, Cricetidae. Gene Ontology annotation, cellular component: mitochondrion.
AGGGCGCAGCAGCCCUACCGAGCAGGGACUGCGGGAGGCCGGAGGGUGGGAAAGCGGCCGGCGGCGGAGGGCGGCGCCGAAGGAGGGCGGCGCGCGGUGACUCAUCCCUCUGGAAGAUCAGACACGCUCGCUGAGCCCGCCCGCCCGCGCCGCCGCUCCUCAACCGGGAGGCGCCCGCCCGCUCGCACCGCCCUCCCCGCUCCGAGCUCCCGGCCCGGCUGCCGCACAGAAAGUUUUUCCGGGCUCAGGGCCUGCGGGAAGCGGGGCUGGCACGGCAGGGGAGGCGAUCGCCGUGCGGGCCCUCCGAGUGCAUGGUGCCCGGUGCCCGGGCCGUGCGUCUGGAGGAGCCGGGGCGGGGCGGGGCUGAGCCCAGCUCCUGAGCCUCUGUCCAGCUGCGUCCGAAGCCAGGGACUGUCGCGGGGGUCGCGCUCCAACGCCAUGUCCCGGCUGCUGCCGCUGCUGGGGAGCCGGACGGUGCGCAGCCUGAGGCCGGGCCCUGCCGCCGCGCCCCGCCCGCCGUCCUGGUGCGGCUGUGGCCGGGGACUGCUGGCGCUCGGGGUCCCCGGCGGUCCCCGGCUCCUGGGCACCCACCCCAAGAAGGAGCCCAUGGAGGCGCUGAACACUGCGCAAGGCGCGCGCGAUUUCAUCUACAGUCUGCACUCCACCGAGAGGAGCUGCUUGCUCAAAGAGCUGCACCGCUUCGAGUCCAUUGCCAUCGCCCAAGCAUGCAGAUUUCCCAAACCCGAGAUGGUCAUUGUGAAGCAUGCGAAGGAGGUAUCGUCAGCAGAGACCCCUGACAGUUUUGAGAAAUUGGAAGCUCAACCACCCACUCCAGGACAGCUGAGAUAUGUAUUCUUCCACAAUGCGAUACCUUUCAUAGGGUUUGGCUUUUUGGAUAAUGCAAUUAUGAUUGUUGCGGGAACCCAGAUCGAAUUGUCUAUUGGAAUUAUUUUGGGAAUUUCAACAAUGGCAGCUGCUGCUUUGGGAAAUCUUGUUUCAGAUUUAGCUGGACUUGGCCUUGCAGGUUAUGUUGAGGCCUUGGCUUCCAGGUUAGGCCUAUCAAUUCCUGAUCUCACACCAAAGCAAGUUGACAUGUGGCAGACGCGUGUUAGCACACAUCUGGGCAAGGCUGUUGGGGUGACUAUUGGCUGCAUUCUAGGAAUGUUCCCUUUGUUUUUCUUUGGAGGAGGCGAAGAAGACGAAAAACUGGAAACGACAAAUUAAUCACCUUAGAAUCCCUAUAAAAAGAUGUAAACUAAUGUACCUCAGUCAUUAACAAAUACUGUCACGGCAUUUAGUGACGAGGACAGUGACAGUGCAUAGGCUCGGGAUCAAGUACUUCAGCAUGUAUUGUGGAAACACUAACUUAUUGUGGCUUGGUCUUCUUAAGAUAUCUUUUAAAAAACCAUUUAGUAUAUCAUUUUAUGUAAAUCGCUGAGAUGCUUUUCAUCAAUGGCAGUCAACAUGUUAUCUUUUUCCUUCUCUCUAUGUAUCAACAUAUUAUUUAACUUUUAGUCAUUGAUACUGUACUGUACUGACUUGGGAUUUGCUUAUUUGUUAUGUAACAUGUACAUGCAUGGAAAUACCUAUUUAUGUUUUUUUUUCUUGAUGAUUAUAAUCCAAAGCUAGGGUUUCUCCAAAUUAUGUAAGAUGUUUAACAUCAGUUAAAUUUUGACUCCCUGCCUGGAGGCGUCACUUCUGUGCUGUUUCACAGUAAACAUUAACAAUCAUGUACUUUCACUCAUUUCUGAAGCUUUCGCAUCUGUUCAAAGUGAAUACAGACUUUAGGUGUUUUAAGUAUAUCCAGUUCUUUUAAUUUUGAACCACAUUGUCUUAAGGGCCAGAGGCCAAUCGGAAAGAUUGACUCUCUGGCCUUCCUUUUACACACACCAUACAUGCUAACAAGUGUUUUGGCCUUCCUUUUACACACACCAUACAUGCUAACUAGUGUACUUAUUUUUAGUCGACUUUUUACCUUUGAUUUCCCAACCUUGAAUAAUCGCUCAGUGAGUUUUGGUUUGGGAGGGAAAGACGGUGCUUCAGUGCUUACCGUCUUUAAAAUAGGGAUUAAGAAAUUAGAUUUUUUAAAAUCUAAAGAUUUUAAGAUGACAUUUGAGAACUAUGCUAAUUUCCCUUUCUUUGUAAGGGAAAUAGGAAAUGGAGACUUUAAGGAGGUUUAUGGAGGAAGCGGCAGGGUUCAGGUGUUUGGAAGGUCCAUGACCAGUUCUGCUUCUUUGGAAGGAUUUCCCUCCUAAAGUGUUAUUGUCUCAUCAGAAUGGGAUGAGUCUAAUUAUUCCUUGCUCAGAAUCCUAAUCUCAUUAGCUCUCGCUUUGUGAUUUUUUCCCCCCUCUGAAUGAAGUUUUUAGAAAUAACAUGUGUUUCAUAUUUUGCCCUAUAACCUCGUCAAUCAUGUCAUGAGGCGAGAGCCUUUCCCCCAGUUUUGGAGAUUUUUCUUCUGUGGUGAUGAUGGCACAUGGCUGGUGAAAACUGCUGAGUCUGAGCUUGUAUGUCUGACCUAAAUCAUGUGGGAAUCCUAAGUUUUAAUUUUUGAACCCCUGAGGUUUUUUUCCCCAUGUGAUCUACACAUGCUAAAAAGUUACAUGUGACAGAAUAUUUGAACAUAGGGAAGAGAGAAACCGAAGUUAGAAUUUAUUCUUUGGGGGAAUUCAAGUUAUUCACGUUUGCUAACUAGAUGAAAAAGACAAACAGCAUGACUAUGCCUUUUAAAUCUUACUUUGGAGUUUUGUUUGCACAUAAUUACUGUGAGCUCUUCUUAAAGAUUUCUUUUCCAUAAGAAAACAUAUCACGUACCGUCUCGUACACGUCACGUGCUGUCUCGUACACGUCAAUACCGUCUCAUACGUGUAACACAUUGUCUCUGCCACACUUGGGAUGAUUUAGUGCUGUGCAUUUAUCAUAGACUUUCAAGGACAAACAGACAGUAUAAAAACCAUCAAAUUCUCGUACACCCAAGUAGCACUCUCCUUUGAUCAGAUUGGAAUGACACGACUUGCCAUCUCAGACAGGUCUGCCUCUUGUAUCUUCUUCACGUAUCACCCACGGGCACCAGGAAGAGGAGUCUAGGUCAAUGGAUUAUAACACUUAUUUCAUUUUCUGUGUGAACUGUGAGUGCUUGUAUCCAUCCUUCGUAUAGACAGAUUAGAAUGCGUGUUGCGUUUUCUGUGUGAACUGCGAGUGCUCGUGUCUCUCCUCUGUGUAUCGGUAGCUUUCCUGUUUUUGUUUUCUUAGUGCUGUAUUGUGGUGCUUAACUUUUCUUCUUAUUAAAUCCCAUUUACAGAAACCUCUCUUGGAGUUCAGAAAGGAAUUUGAUUGUUCAUUUCCUUUUUCUUUCUCUUAAAAAUAUUCCAGCCCUCACUACCAGAAUUUCUGUGAACAGAAUUAUGCCGGUUUUGUUAAAUCUUCAGUUAUCUGAGUUGUCAAAACAUGAAAGAUGUAACUUUCACAUUGAAAGACAUUCAGAUUUUCAGUAAAAAAAAAUCGAAUCAUAUUUAAUCAGUAAAAUGUGUUGAAUCAUUAAAAUACUUAGUUUUCAAAAGCAGACAAACAAAAUCCAGAGGCGUCGUUUCCUCAAGCUCUCGCUCCGACCUCACGUGGUCCUCUGCACAGUGUGGUUUCUGAAGAUGGCUGCCUUUAAAUCAGUGACUCCGUGAGAGCCUUGCGUAGUGUUUUCACCACAGAGAACCGGCAUCAGCUGAAACUGGACCGCCCUGUCUCCUAGCGGCUGCUCUGUCAGCACCGCAGCUCCGGCGAACUGUCUCGUGAGCUGUAGGACUGUUCGUUCAGAAUCUGUGUUGUUCCUGUAUUAUAACUUACUGACUUGUCGAUGCAUGUAAACUGGGUGCAUUUUGUUGCCUCUGUAUGUUAAAUAGUGACCAAUGUUUUUACGAAAGAAUUGAACAAAAAAUAUCUUUUAAGACA